Messenger RNA from Neltuma alba, 1384 nucleotides. RefSeq names its product dihydrolipoyllysine-residue acetyltransferase component 1 of pyruvate dehydrogenase complex, mitochondrial-like. The record is from RefSeq and is a predicted model, not a curated record. Gene Ontology annotation, molecular function: acyltransferase activity. Bases 40 to 1350 code for a protein of 436 amino acids. Gene Ontology annotation, biological process: pyruvate decarboxylation to acetyl-CoA. Gene Ontology annotation, cellular component: pyruvate dehydrogenase complex; mitochondrion. The transcript is spliced from 14 exons. Lineage: Eukaryota; Viridiplantae; Streptophyta; Magnoliopsida; Fabales; Fabaceae.
CAGAAAGUUGCUGAGCUAAGACACUUGGCAUUCUCAGGGAUGGCACUCUCGCGGCUUCGGCACCCUUUGAUUUCUCGGGCUCCUUCUCUUCUUAAGGCUCGCCUUCUUUCUUCAUCAUAUGCCUCCUCCAGAUCCCUAUAUGGAACUUCUAAUUCGAGGAAUAGGUCUGUGGCCAGUGAUGGGAAUCUUUUGAGGCCUGCAUUGUUACCCAUGCUUACUGGAGUUUGCGAUAACUCUUUGGAGUUGAAGUGGGUUGGUGUCAAGUUUUUCUCGUCUUCAGAUUCUUCCCAUUUGGUCCUUGCGAUGCCCGCCUUGUCCCCCACAAUGAGCCAAGGUAAUAUUGCAAAAUGGCGAAAAAAAGAAGGAGAUAAGAUUGAAGUCGGUGAUGUGCUAUGUGAAAUUGAGACUGAUAAAGCUACGCUUGAAUUUGAAAGUCUUGAAGAGGGAUUUCUGGCUAAGAUAUUGGUACCGGAUGGGUCAAAGGAUGUGCCUGUGGGACAACCAAUUGCAAUAACAGUUGAGGAUCCAAAUGAUAUCCAAAAUGUUCCUGCUUCGGUGGGGGCUGAGGUAGGAGCCAAGGAGAAAAAAUCUACCAACCAAGAAGUUAAUCAUGACGAGAGGACACCAGAAUCAACUUCCGCUAAAAUAAACACAUCAGAACUCCCUCCUCAUAUCCUUCUUGAAAUGCCAGCUUUGUCCCCAACAAUGAACCAAGGAAACAUUGCUAAAUGGAGGAAAAAAGAAGGAGACAAGAUAGAAGUGGGUGACAUAUUAUGUGAGAUAGAGACGGACAAAGCUACCCUUGAAUUUGAGACUCUUGAAGAGGGAUAUCUAGCUAAGAUAUUAACCCCAGAGGGUUCAAAAGAUGUGGCAGUGGGACAACCUAUUGCAAUAACAGUUGAAGAUGCAUCUGAUGUUGAAGCGGUAAAGAAUUCAGUCAGGAGCAGUUCUGCAAGCCAACAGGAGAAGACCACUCACCAUGACACUAGAAGUGAGGGUGGAGCACAGAAGACCAAUGCAAGAAGAAUUAGCCCAGCUGCAAAGUUGUUGAUCCUAGAACAUGGAUUGGAUGCAUCCACAUUGAAAGCAUCUGGUCCUUAUGGAACCCUCCUAAAAGGGGAUGUUCUUUCUGUUAUUAAGUCUGGAAAAAUAUCUCCGCAACUUGCAUCUAAGGAAAACGCACCAUCGUCUCAAAGUCAUCAACAGGUUGCUGCAUCACAAGACUCUAAGUCUCCUUUAAAGCAAUCGGAUGCUUUUGAAGAUUUGCCAAAUAGCCAAAUCCGUAAGAGAGAUGUUGAUUCUAAGGGGAAAAUAAUUCUACCAGAAAUGCUAUAUCAUAGUGAGUGUUAGGCUUUAAAGGGACAACAUGAGCAUAAACUAGGGA